CCGGAGAGCAACUAGCAGGGAGCCAGAGAUACGGCCAGCCGGUGAUAGCGGUGAUUGAGCUAAAGCUAUCUGGUUUCUAUGGCAACCUACUUAGAGUUUAUUCAACAAAAUGAGGAGCGGGAUGGCGUUCGCUUCAGCUGGAAUGUGUGGCCCUCCAGCCGACUGGAAGCCACACGGAUGGUUGUACCUUUGGGCUGCCUUUUUACUCCUCUGAAGGAACGUCCAGAUCUCCCACCAGUUCAAUAUGAGCCAGUGCUUUGCACAAGGCCAACCUGCAAGGCAGUACUUAAUCCACUUUGUCAGGUGGACUACAGAGCUAAACUGUGGGCAUGUAAUUUCUGCUUCCAAAGAAACCAGUUCCCUCCAACAUAUGCAGGGAUAUCAGAAGUAAAUCAACCUGCGGAAUUAAUGCCACAGUUUUCCACAAUUGAAUACAUAGUGCAGCGAGGUCCUCAGACACCACUGGUAUUCUUAUAUGUGGUGGAUACAUGUCUUGAGGAGGAAGACCUGCAAGCUCUCAAGGAGUCCUUACAGAUGUCUCUCAGCCUGCUGCCCCCAGAUGCUCUGGUUGGUCUGAUCACCUUUGGCAGAAUGGUACAAGUGCAUGAACUGAGCUGCGAUGGGAUCUCUAAGAGCUAUGUUUUUAGAGGCACAAAAGAUCUGACUGCUAAACAAAUACAGGAUAUGUUGGGACUUUCAAAGGCUGCAGCCCCGGCACAGCAAGGAAGACCACUACAACCCCAGGAGCAGCCUUUUUUGUCUAGUCGGUUCUUGCAACCUGUUCAUAAAAUUGACAUGAAUCUAACAGACUUGCUUGGGGAAUUGCAACGUGAUCCCUGGCCUGUGCCUCAAGGGAAAAGGCCUCUACGAUCUACUGGUGUUGCUUUGUCUAUAGCUGUUGGAUUAUUGGAGGGGACGCUUCCAAACACUGGAGCCAGAAUAAUGUUGUUUACAGGUGGUCCCCCAACACAAGGGCCCGGCAUGGUAGUUGGAGAUGAGCUAAAAACACCCAUUAGAUCUUGGCACGAUAUUGAGAAAGACAAUGCACGUUUCAUGAAAAAGGCUACUAAGCACUAUGAAGCAUUGGCAAACCGCACUGCAGCAAAUGGUCACUGCAUUGACAUUUAUGCUUGUGCCUUGGAUCAGACUGGUCUUUUGGAAAUGAAAUGUUGUUCAAACCUUACUGGUGGAGAGAUUGUGAUUGGAGAUUCCUUUAACACAUCCCUUUUUAAACAAACAUUCCAGAGAGUGUUUACAAAAGAUCCAAAUGGAUCGUUUAAAAUGGCAUUUGGGGCAAAUCUAGAUGUCAAGACAUCAAGAGAGUUGAAAGUUUCUGGUACUAUUGGACCUUGUGUCUCAUUAAAUGUGAAAGGUCCUUGUGUUUCUGAAAAUGAACUGGGGGUUGGAGGAACAAGCCAGUGGAAAAUUUGUGCAUUGGAUCCAACUACCACUCUCGGAAUAUAUUUUGAAGUUGUGAAUCAACACAAUGCACCUAUUCCUCAGGGUGGACGUGGGGCAGUACAGUUUGUUACCCAGUACCAGCAUUCAACUACACAGAAACGGAUAAGGGUCACCACAGUUGCUAGAAAUUGGGCAGAUGCUCAAAGCCAGAUCCAACACAUUGAGGCAGCCUUUGAUCAGGAAGCAGCAGCAGUGCUGAUGGCCCGGCUAGGAGUUUAUAGAGCAGAGACUGAGGAGGGUCCAGAUGUUCUCAGAUGGUUAGAUAGGCAGCUCAUCCGACUGUGCCAGAAGUUUGGGCAGUAUAAUAAAGAUGACCCCUCUUCCUUCAGGCUCUCAGACUCCUUUUCUCUGUAUCCUCAGUUUAUGUUUCAUUUGAGACGAUCGCCUUUCUUGCAAGUGUUCAAUAACAGCCCAGAUGAGUCCUCAUACUAUCGCCAUCACUUUGCCAGGCAAGACUUGACACAGUCACUGAUCAUGAUCCAGCCAAUCCUUUAUUCUUACUCUUUCUAUGGACCUCCAGAGCCUGUUCUGCUGGACAGCAGUAGCAUUUUAGCUGACAGGAUUUUGCUUAUGGACACCUUCUUCCAGAUUGUGAUCUACCUGGGUGAGACUAUUGCACAGUGGCGUAAUGCAGGUUACCACGACAUGCCUGAAUAUGAAAACUUUAAGCAACUUUUGCAAGCUCCAUUAGAUGAUGCCCAGGAAAUCUUACAGAGCAGGUUCCCAAUGCCACGCUACAUCAAUACAGAACACGGAGGAAGUCAGGCAAGAUUCCUUCUUUCGAAAGUGAAUCCAUCUCAGACACACAACAACCUUUACAACUGGGGACAGGAAUCUGGGGCCCCUAUCCUUACCGAUGACGUCAGUCUACAAGUGUUCAUGGAUCAUUUGAAAAAACUAGCCGUUUCUACUGCUUCGUAAAUUUUAAACAUUUGGUUGAAUAGAAAGCAUUUCAGCUACAAUCUGGUCUUAAAUAUAUGCAGUUUUAAUGAAGAAGCAAACAUUCCCCUACCUAGUUUCAUGGAACCUAUAAAGAUUUUAGUUAAUGCUGUAUAAGAAAUAAGCUGUCCCUGUGUUUCAGUGUAAACAAUUCUUAGUUCAUAAUUUAUUUUGUUGUUGUUUUGCAGGCAUAAUAACAUAAAUGUUAACAACAACUGUAUAUAGUAUUGCCUUGCUAAAUUUACUGUACAAAAUAUCCACAUUCCUAGUAAAUCCUUCUACAACAA
Messenger RNA from Xenopus tropicalis (tropical clawed frog), 2687 nucleotides. It is a transcript of the gene sec23b, whose product is annotated as Sec23 homolog B, COPII coat complex component. Gene Ontology annotation, cellular component: ER to Golgi transport vesicle membrane; COPII vesicle coat; cytosol. NCBI's taxonomy places the organism in Eukaryota, Metazoa, Chordata, Amphibia, Anura, Pipidae. The record is from RefSeq and is marked provisional. Gene Ontology annotation, biological process: COPII-coated vesicle budding; intracellular protein transport; endoplasmic reticulum to Golgi vesicle-mediated transport. Gene Ontology annotation, molecular function: zinc ion binding.